This is a messenger RNA of Nelumbo nucifera (sacred lotus), 2907 nucleotides long. Its product is annotated as Chaperone DnaJ-domain superfamily protein. The record is from RefSeq and is a predicted model, not a curated record. NCBI's taxonomy places the organism in Eukaryota, Viridiplantae, Streptophyta, Magnoliopsida, Proteales, Nelumbonaceae.
UGGCAGGGCCGCCGUUUAUAUCAUUUCAGCAUUAGAGAGCUCCCAAACUCCCUUCGCUCACCCAGAAGAACCAAACCCUGUUUCAGUGUUUUCUCCCACUCCCUUUUCUUCUCCCUCCAACUUUUGCCUUUUCGUCUCUGUUUGUCUGUCUGUCUGUCUCUCUCUCUCUCUCUCUCUCCAUCUUUCCCUUUGGUGCUUCCGGUUUUCGACUUUUCGCGAUGGUUUCCAUGCAGCUCAAUUCAAGGUGUGGACCCUUUCAAUGGAAUCUAGUUUGCAGUGCAUGGUAUACUUGAUGGAUCAAUACUCAAUUGAGCUUGAUUCUGUUUCAUAGCAUACAUUACAAGUCUUGAUAAUGGCUCGGAAGGGAAAUCAACAAAGGAAUGGUGUGGCUCGCAACCCAUCAAACUACAAAAUUAGGGUUUCUGAGUCAGCAGGUGGACCUUCACCAGUAAAAAAGGUUAGGGUAAAAGCUAGUGAGGGAAAAAUUGUUGAGGAACUCCCAACAGAUAGUCAUUUGGAACAGGGAGUACUUAAUCCAACAUAUGCAGUAAAUGAGAGAAAAGACAACCAAAAAUCUGGAAAUCUCCCAAGCAAAGGGAAGCCAGUGGUGGAUGGAAUGCCUGGCCUGGCUCAAUCACUCUCUACAUCCAGUAACUCAAGAAACCCUGUAGGGGAUGCAUCUGUAUUGGAUGUGCCCAGGUCAAAAGGAGAAACUGGUGCACUAUUAGGCGGUAACCAUGGUUUAAAAAACCAAAAAGUUAAUCUUGGCUUAGAGAACGGUUUGCCUGCUGAAGAUAUGAUGAAAGAUUCAAAGUCCUCAGAUACUGCGGUUGGUAGAAGUUUUGGGGCAUCUGCUUUGUCUGCCCUGAAGGUGAUUCGUGGAUGGCUAGAAAGGCAGAAACCUUUGUUUAAUUUUCUAACAACUAUGCUAUUUGAUGCCCGUGACUAUGUUUGGUUUAAGACUAAGCAAGUGUACCCUGUUAUUUGGAAGUGGCUUGUUCAGUUUGGGAAGUUAUUUUUACUCAUAUCCAUGAUAUGGUUGGACUGUAGUCUGAGGGGUCUUGACUCAUUUCUACGUUUGGGAACAACAUCCUUCUUUACAGUUAUUUGGUGCAGCAUUGUAUCAGUUAUUGCAAUGAUUGGAUUCUUUAAGUUUCUUGUGGUCAUGGCCAUAGCUGCUCUAGUUGCAGUUUAUGUUGGAUUCACACUUGCAGUUUUAUUACUGAUCAUCUCUGCAGCUUUGUUGCUGUGGUUUUAUGGAAGCUUUUGGAUCACAGGGAGCAUCAUCCUUGUUGGAGGGAUGGCAUUUGCAUUGAGCCAUGAACGCCUUGCACUUUUAAUCACCACUGUAUAUUCCAUAUAUUGUGUAAAAAUAUAUGUUGGAUGGUUUGGUUUGCUAUUGGUGCUGAAUUUGUCUUUCAUCUCAAGUGAUAUUCUGGCAUACUUCCUAAAGAAUACUAUGCAUGAGCAUACUAGAUCGAAUAGGCCAGAACAAGAUGCUGGAACUCAGAACCGAUCGGAUUCUUUUUAUGGUGAACCAAGUCGUACUUCACCUUCUGAAGCUGCUUUUGGAAGAUCAUCAGAUCGUAGUGCAGGACUACCUUCAACCAGUGGGGCUGAUGCAGAGUUAACGUCUGAAGAUGAAGUUGUUCGGUUAUUAAACUGUACUGACCACUAUUGUGCAUUGGGUUUUUCCCGUUAUGAGAAUGUAGAUGUUUCUUUACUUAAGAGGGAAUACAGGAGAAAGGCCAUGUUGGUUCACCCUGAUAAAAACAUGGGCAAUGAGAAGGCUGCGGAAGCCUUCAAAAAACUUCAAAAUGCAUAUGAGGUUUUACUUGAUUCUUUGAAACGAAAAGCAUAUGAUGAUGAACUAAGGAGAGAGGAGAUAAUGAAUUGUAUUCGUAGGUUUCAAAGUGCUUCUCAAACGAGUGGAAGGCAAGGUCUCUUUGCUUCGGGAUUCACACAUUCUGAGGCUGAUUCUGAAGACCUUCAUGGAGAUUCUAGAAGAAUAGCGUGCAAGAAGUGUGGCAAUUUUCACAUCUGGAUCCAUACCAGCAAGUCAAAAUCCCGAGCAAGAUGGUGCCAGGAUUGCAAAGAUUUCCAUCAAGCUAAAGAUGGAGAUGGAUGGGUUGAACAGUCUUUCCAGCCAAUAUUUUUCGGGUUAUUGCAAAAGGUAGAUGCUCCAUCUGCAUAUGUUUGUGCUGAAAGCACAAUAUAUGAUGCAACUGAGUGGUUUGUUUGCCAGGGUAUGAGGUGUCCAGCCAACACUCACAAACCGAGCUUUCAUGUCAAUACCAGUUUAACGUCUAAACACAACACAAAGGGGACUAAUUCAGGACAAAGGGGAGGUGGAAUUCCAACAACAAACAUGGAAGAAAGAAUGACAGAGGAGGAGUUUUUUGAGUGGUUGCAGAAUGCAAUGCAGUCGGGCAUAUUUGAAGCUGCUAGUGGCAGUGCUGCAGCAGAGAAUUCCACUUCUAGAGCUGGGAACUGUUCCAAGAGUGGUGGCAGUGGUAGCAGUAAGAGAAAAAAGAGGGGCAAGAAGCAAUGGUGAGGAUUUCUUCUGCUUCCUGCUAGAUUUUCUUGUACCAACCCGGGAUGGCGUUUGUGGGCUCCCACGGGAGAGGGAGAGGGUUCCAUCGAAAAAAGGGUGUAUAGGCGAAUCUUUUUCCUUAAUGGUUGAAAACUACAGAUAAAUGUGUCUAUAUUCGGUUAACAAGAUGGCUAACAACUUAAAGGAGUCCCAUCUUCCAGGAAACAAAAAACCAUAAGCUCUCUCUCUCUGUGGUGCGCGCCCGUCACUUGAGUCUUGACCAAAGAUUUAUUAUAAUCUGCUUGUGAGAAAGCUAUGACAUUGAGGCUACGAUUCCUUAAUGCUAAUGGUUCUCGGAUUCAGUUUGUGGUGCC